AGCUGUGUUCUCUCACCCUGCUUUUCUCGGGAGGGAAGAGUUGGAGAGGUUUGGCUGCUUGGAAAAAAUAUUACUUAAAUCACUGGUUGGAAAACUGCAAAAAGGACUAAGAAGGGGUAUCUGUUUAAGCUCACAGUGAAUGGAAAAAGCCCAGCUUCCUUAUUUUGAGGUUGCUGAUAAUUUGGUUGUUGGCUUUUUUUCACGAUCUGUAAUACUUAACCAGUAUGGAAACGGAGGAAGUUGAAUAUGAGGAGGAGUAUGAAGAGUAUGAAGAGGAGGUUGUGGAGCAGGAGAGUAAAGAAGAGGUCAUACAGCAUACAAAGGUCAUAGAGUCAUCAGGAAGUGACCUCCAGGCGGGCUUGCCUGUGAGGAAGGUGAAGAAGAAGAAGAAGGUGGACACAUCCAAAUUCAUGACCCCUUACCUGGCCCACAGCCAAAAAAUGCAGGAGCUCUUCAGUCAGAACAAAUACAAGGAGAAUUAUGAAAAGGAGAGAGGAAAACCCUAUGGGAUUGAAACUGACACCCCAGAGCUUCGCAUGAUCAGGAAGGCUCAGGAACAGCUCAGCGAGGUCAAAUACCGCAUGGACGGUCAUAAAUCUCAGACAUUGAGCAACUUUGACGGAAAGGCCAGGGAGGUUGAGCAUGCGAAAAAGGUUUCACAGCUUAUUAGCAAGGUUCUGUACAGGCAGAAGUGGGAUGAGGUCAAGGACAGGUACUUGCUCCCCCCAGACGCCCCUGAACUUGUGCAAGCUGUGAAGAAUGCUGCUAACUUCAGUCAGAAACUGUACACCGAAGCCUGGGACGAGGAUAAGACUAUGUACUACCCUUACAGUGACAGCCCUGAGCUCAGGAGGGUUUCAAAAGCCCAGAAAAUGCUGAGUGAUAUUCAGUACAAGAAGGGACAUGAUGAGCGCAAGGCCAAGUACACCUCACUGGCUGACCCCCCUGAGGUGAUCCUCGCCAAGAAGGUGUUCACACAGCGCAGUGAUCUCAAGUACCACGAGGAAUAUAAUAAGAAUGUCAAGGGCAAGUGGAGCCAGACGCCUUGCUAUGAGGUUGCUGUUGCAAGAAUGGUCUCUGACAACCUCAGUAGUAAAAAGUACCAGGCUGCUUACGAGGAUAUGAAAGAUCAGAUUUACUUCAUGCAAACAGACACCCCAGAGUACGACGCGAACAAGAAGGCAAGGACUGCUGCUAGCUCGGUGAAAUACAGACAAGAUUUUGAGAAGACUAAAAAUGUUUCAGAUUAUAAUGUGCUUCCUGCCACAGAGAAUCCUCUGCUGAGGCAGCUUCGAUACGCUGGGAAGAUCUUGAGUGAUAAAAAUUACAAGGGCUCAUAUGAGAAAUCAAGAGGAAAAAGUAUUAACUACUGCGACACGCCAAAGUUUAAAAUGGAUAGCGUUCUGAAGCAGUUUAGUGACGUCAAAUAUAAAGAGGCUUAUGAGACGAAUGUUAAGGGACAUUAUAUGGGCAGCUAUGAGAACCCGGACAUGCUCCACUGCCAGAAGAUGGAAGAGCUGAAGAGUGAUAAAAACUACAGGGCUGAUUAUGAAGCAGAUAAGACAAGAUGCUAUUUUGCUCAAACUGUUACUCCUGAAUAUGAAGCUAUAAAGAAAUCAUACCAGUGUAAAGAUAGUGUAUACAGACAUCAUCCAGAUACUGUUAAAUUCACACAAGUGACGGAUUCCCCAGGAUUAGUACAAGCAGCAAUCAAUGCAAGACAGCUAAGUGACCUUAACUAUAAAGAAAAAUAUGAGAAAGAGAAAUUCAAAUGCUCCCUGCCUGUCGACUAUCCAUUUUUCAUUCAGUCCAGAGUCAAUGCCUACAACCUCAGUGACAACUGUUACAAGUAUGAAUGGGACAAAGCAAAAGCCAAGAAGUUUGAGAUCAAAGUGGAUGCGAUUCCCCUUCUUGCUGCUCGAGCUCACACUAAUAUCGCCAGUGAUGUGAAAUAUAAGAAAGAGUACGAGCAGUCCAGAGGGAAGAUGGUGGGAGCCCUCAGCAUUCAGGAUGAUCCCAAGAUUUUACAUUCUGUCCAUGUGGCUAAAAUCCAAAGUGAACGUGAGUACAAGAAGGACUAUGAAAAGAUGAAGACCAAAUACCACGCUCCACUGGAUAUGAUCCUGGUUACCCUGGCGAAGAAAUCCCAGAGCAUUGCCAGCAACGCAGACUAUAAGAAAUUGCACCACAGCUACUUUUACCCUCCUGACAGCAUGUCUCUGGAGCUGGCGAAGAAAGCUUACACUAUGCAAAGCGAGAACGAUUACAGAUCGGAUUACAAUAACUACCAGAAGGGCAUUGGCUGGGUUCCUUACGGCUCUAUGGAAGUGGAAAAGGCCAAAAAUGCUGGAGCAAUCCUAAAUGAGAAAAAGUAUCGCCAGCACCCAGACACUAUUAAAUUCACUGCGAUUGAGGACAAUCCAAUCAUGGUGCAGGCAAAGAUCAACCAGCACCAGAGGAGUGAUCUGAAUUACAAGAAAGAGGGCGAGAAGGUCCUGCACAAAUAUAUAAUGAAUCCAGAUGAACCCGCACUGAUCCAGUCUAAAGUCAAUGCUCUCAAUAUCAGCCAGAGCUGCUACACUCUUGACUGGAAGGAUACUAUUCGCAAAGGCUAUGACCUCAGGAUUGAUGCAAUCCCUAUUAUUGCUGCUAAGGCUGCUCGCAAGGCUGUUAGUGAUUUCCAGUACAAGAAGGAAUACGAAAAGCAAAGAGGCCAUCACGUGGGCUUCCGCAGCCUGCAGGACGACCCCAAGCUGGUCCACUACAUGAACGUGGCUAAGAUGCAGUCUGAGCGCGAGUACAAGAAGGACUACGAGAAGACCAAGACCAAGUACCACACUCCCGUAGACAUGUUUAACGUGAUCAAUGCUAAGAAGGCUCAGGACAUCGCCAGCAACACCGGCUACAAGCAGCUGAUCCAUCACUACAGCCUCCUGCCCGAUGCCAUGAACCUGCAGCUUUCCAAGAACAUGAUGCAAAUCCAGAGCGACAAUGAAUACAAAGCUGAGUAUUCUAACUGGGUGAAAGGAACAGGGUGGGUCCCGAUUGGUUCUCUGGAUGUGGAGAAGGCCAAGAAGGCAGGGGAAGCCUUGAAUGAGAAGAAGUACAGACAGCACCCCGACACCAUCAAGUUCACCAGUGUGACUGACUCCCUUGUCAUGGUUCAGGCUAAACUCAACGCCCACCAGCUCAGCGACAAAGAAUACAAAGCUGGCGCCGAAGAGAUAAAGCACACGUAUCAUCUCCCAGCAGAUGCUCCGGAGUUACUCCAGGCUAAAUGCAACGCCAUUAACAUCAGUGAGAAAUGCUACAAAUUGAAAUGGAACAAGAGCCUGGUUGAAGGACACAACCUGAAACAGGAUGCUAUCUCCAUUGUUGCUGCUAAGGCAUCCAGAAACAUUGCUAGUGAUUACAAGUACAAGUUGGCUUAUGAGAAGGCGAGAGGCCAUCACGUGGGCUUCCGCAACCUACAGGACGACCCCAAGCUGGUCCACUACAUGAACGUGGCUAAGAUGCAGUCUGAGCGCGAGUACAAGAAGGACUACGAGAAGUCCAAGACCAAGUACCACACUCCUGCAGACAUGGUCAGCAUCACAUCAGCCAAGAAAUCUCAAGAAGUGGCUACCAACAGUGGCUACAAGCAGCUGCUCCACAGCUACACCUUUCUCCCCGACGCCAUGAACGUGGAGCUGGCCAGGAACAUGAUGCGCAUUCAGAGUAAUAAUGAGUAUAAGUCUGAGUACAACAACUGGUUCAAAGGUAUUGGUUGGGUCCCGAUCGGGUCGCUGGAGGUAGAGAAAGCAAAGAAGGCCGGGCAAGCUCUGAAUGAGAACAAAUACCGACAGCACCCAGACACCAUCAAAUUCACCUCUGUGACUGACUCCAUGAACAUGGUCCUCGCAACAAGCAACAGCAAACAACUCAGUGAAAUCACCUAUAAAGCCCCUGGCGAGAAACUGAAGCAUAAAUACCACCUGCCAUCGGACAGCCCGCAGUUUUUACAGGCUAAGGCCAAUGCCUUGAAUAUCAGUGAGUCUUACUACAAGCAGAGCUGGAUCAAACAUCUUGCGAAGGGAUAUGACUUGAAACCAGAUUCAAUUUCUGUCCUUGCUGCUAAAGCUUCAAGAAACAUUGCCAGCGAUUACAAGUACAAGUUGGCUUAUGAGAAGGCGAGAGGCCAUCACGUGGGCUUCCGCAGCCUGCAGGACGACCCAAAGCUGGUCCACUACAUGAACGUGGCUAAGAUGCAGUCUGAGCGCGAGUACAAGAAGGACUACGAGAAGUCCAAGACCAAGUACCACACUCCUGCAGACAUGGUCAGCGUCAAUCAGGCCAAGCAGGCCAUGGCUGUCAUAACCAACUGCAACUACAAGCAGCACUUCCACAACUACACCCUCCUCCCUGAUGCCAUGAAUGUGCAACUGGCCCGGAAUAUGAUGCACAUUCAGAGUGAUAAUGAAUACAAGAGUGAUUACAACAACUGGUUUAAAGGGAUGGGGUGGGUGCCAAUCGCUUCUCUUGAAGUGGAAACUGCAAAGAAAGGUUCUGAAAUCAAGAGCGAGAAGAAGUACCGUCAGCUCCCUGAAACCUUGAAAUUUAGCAAACUGAUGGACUCCAUGGACCUUGUUCUGGCUAAGGCUAAUGCUCAGACAAUGAAUAUGCGAGCAUACAGAGAUGUCUGGAACAAGGAGAAGACCAAGAUCCACAUCAUGCCGGACACUCCUGAAAUAAUUCUGUCCAAAGCCAAUCAGAUCAAUGUCAGCGAGAAAGCCUAUAAACAAGGCUUGGAAGAACUGAAGAAGAAGGGAUAUGACCUCAAACCUGAUUCCAUUUCAGUCAUGGCAGCUAAGGCUAACAGUAAUAUUGCAAGUGAUUACAAGUACAAGUUGGCUUAUGAGAAGGCGAGAGGCCAUCACGUGGGCUUCCGCAGCCUGCAGGACGACCCCAAGCUGGUCCACUACAUGAACGUGGCUAAGAUGCAGUCUGAGCGCGAGUACAAGAAGGACUACGAGAAGUCCAAGACCAAGUACCACACCCCCAUAGACAUGUUCAGUGUCAUUGCUGCCAAGAACUCCCAGAAUGUGACCUCCAAUACUGGCUACAGGCAGCAUUUCAACCACUACACGGUCCUGCCUGAUGCAAUGAACCUGGAGCUGUGCAGGAACAUGAUGCACAUUCAGAGUGACAAUGCAUAUAAAUCUGACUACAACAACUGGUUCAAAGGUACAGGUUGGGUCCCGAUCGGCUCGCUGGAAAUUGAGAAGAACAAGAAGGCCGGGGAGAUUCUGAGCGAGAAGAAAUACCGUCAGCCUCCAGAUACCAUUAAAUUCACCAGUGUCACUGACUCCAUGGAUGUAGUCCUGGCUCAGGCCAAUGCUAAGAUAAUGAGCAAGCACCUGUAUACAGACGCCUGGGACAAAAUGAAGACCUCUGUCCAUGUCAUGCCAGACACACCUGAAAUUGUUCAAGCUAAAGCAAAUGCCAUUACAAUGAGCCAGAAAAAGUACAGGCUGGGGAUGGAAUUGUCUAAGAAGAAGGGUUAUGAUUUGAGGGUGGAUGCUAUUGCAAUCAAGGCUGCUAAAGCUUCAAGCAACAUCGCAAGUGACUACAAGUACAAGUUGGCUUAUGAGAAGGCGAGAGGCCAUCACGUGGGCUUCCGCAGCCUGCAGGACGACCCCAAGCUGGUCCACUACAUGGAAGUGGCUAAGAUGCAGUCCGAGCGCGAGUACAAGAAGGACUACCAGAAGUCCAAGACCAAGUACCACACUCCUGCAGACAUGGUCAGCGUCAAUCAGGCCAAGCAGGCCAUGGCUGUCAUAACCAACUGCAACUACAAGCAGCACUUCCACAACUACACCCUCCUCCCUGAUGCCAUGAAUGUGCAACUGGCCCGGAAUAUGAACUUCAUUCAGAGUGAUAAUGCUUACAAAAGCGAUUACAACAGCUGGUUUAAAGGCAUGGGCUGGGUACCGAUAGGCUCCCUGGAAGUGGAGAAAGCGAAGAACGCUUCCAAAAUCGGGAGUGAGAAGAGGUACCGGCAGCACCCUAGCACCGUGAAGUUCACCUCCGUUACUGACUCCGUGGACCUGGAGCUAGCCAAGGCAAAUGCGCUGACCAUGAAUAAGCACCUGUACACAGGAGCCUGGGAGGCUGAUAAAGGGAAGACUCACGUCACGUCAGACUUGCCUCAGAUUGUGCUAGCCAAGCAGAACAAUGUGGCUAUCAGUGAGAAAUUGUACAAACUUGCCUGGGAGGAAUCUAAGAAGAAAGGAUAUGACCUGAGAUCUGAUGCCAUUUCCAUCAAAGCAGCCAAAGCCUCCAGGGACAUUGCUAGCGACUACAAGUACAAGGCAGGCUUCCGCAAGCAAACCGGACACCACAUUGGAGCCCGCAGCAUCCAAGACGACCCCCUACUUGUCUUGGCUUUACACUCGGCCAAGAUCGCGAGUGACGCAGAGUACAAGAAGGAAUUUGACAAGUCCAAGACUAGGUUCAACCUGCCUGUAGACAUGAUGGCCUUUAUGCUAGCUAAGAAAAACCAGAUCCAGGUCAGCGACAUCGACUACAAACACCACCUGCACAAGUGGACGUGUCUGCCAGACCAGAACGACGUCAUCCAGGCAAAGAAAGCCUAUGAACUCCAGAGUGAUAAUGAAUAUAAAUCUGAGUACAACAGCUAUUUCAAAGGGCUGGGUUGGGUCCCGAUCGGCUCGCUGGAUGUUGAGAAGUCCAAGAAGGCCGGGGAGAUUCUGAGCGAGAAGAAAUACCGUCAGCCUCCAGACACCAUUAAAUUCACCAGUGUCACUGACUCCAUGGAUGUAGUCCUGGCUCAGGCCAAUGCUAAGACAAUGAGCAAAAAACUGUACAGUGAGGCCUGGGAAAAUGAGAAGAGCAAGAUUCAUAUAAUGCCUGACACACCUGAAAUCGUCCUGGCCAAAUGCAACGCUAUCAACACCAGUGAGAAAAUGUACAGACUGGCGCUGGAAGAGUCUAAGAAGAAGGGAUAUGAUCUUAGAGCUGACGCUAUUUCUAUCAAGGCUGCUAAGGCAUCAUGUAACAUUGCCAGUGAUUACAAGUAUAAGGAAGGCUUCCGCAAGCAAACAGGACACCACAUUGGAGCCCGCAGCAUCCAAGACGACCCCCUACUUGUCUUGGCUUUACACUCGGCCAAGAUCGCUAGUGAUGCAGAGUACAAGAAGGAAUUUGACAAGUCCAAGACUAGGUUCAACCUGCCAGUAGACAUGCUGUCCUUUGAGCUGGCUAAGAAAAACCAGAUCCAGGUCAGCGACAUCGACUACAAACACCUCCUGCACAAGUGGACGUGUCUGCCAGACCAGAACGACGUUGUCCAAGCCAGAAAGGUCUAUGACAUGCAGAGUGAUGCUGUGUAUAAGGCAGACCUGCAGUGGUUGAGGGGCAUUGGCUGGACCCCCAUCGGGUCGCUCGAUGUUGAGAAAGCAAAGAAGGCUGGAGAGAUCCUGAGUGAGAAUAAGUACCGCCAACAUCCGAGCACAUGGAAAUUCACAAGCAAAACUGAUGCAAUGCCACUAGCCCUGGCCAAGGCCAAUGCACAGACAAUUAACAAGAAACUGUACACUGAAGCCUGGGAGAAAGACAAGACCACGAUUCACAUCAUGCCCGACUCAAUGGAGAUCACACUGGCACAAAAAAACAAAGUCGCCUACAGUGAGAAACAAUACAAACUUGCUAAUGAAGAGUCCAAGAAGAAGGGUUAUGACCUGCGUGCCGAUGCCAUCUCAAUCAAGGCAGCCAGAGCCUCCAGGGAUAUCGCCAGUGACUACAAAUACAAGGAAGGCUUCCGCAAGCAAACUGGACACCACAUUGGAGCCCGCAGCAUCAAAGACGACCCCCUACUUCUCCUGGCUUUACACUCGGCCAAGAUCGCUAGUGACGCAGAGUACAAGAAGGAAUUUGACAAGUCCAAGACUAGGUUCCACCUGCCUGUAGACAUGCUGGCCUUUGAGCUGGCUAAGAAAAACCAGAUCCAGGUCAGCGACAUCGACUACAAACACCAUCUGCACAAGUGGACGUGUCUGCCAGACCAGAACGACGUUGUCCAAGCCAGAAAGGUCUAUGACAUGCAGAGUGAUGCUGUGUAUAAGGCAGACCUGCAGUGGUUGAGGGGCAUUGGCUGGACCCCCAUUGGGUCUCUCGAUGUUGAGAAAGCCAAGAAGGCUGGAGAGAUCCUGAGUGAGAAUAAGUACCGCCAACAUCCGAGCACAUGGAAAUUCACAAGCAAAACUGAUGCAAUGCCACUAGCCCUGGCCAAGGCCAAUGCACAGACAAUUAACAAGAAACUGUACACUGAAGCCUGGGAGAAAGACAAGACCACGAUUCACAUCAUGCCCGACUCAAUGGAGAUCACACUGGCACAAAAAAACAAAGUCGCCUACAGUGAGAAACAAUACAAACUUGCUAAUGAAGAGUCCAAGAAGAAGGGUUAUGACCUGCGUGCCGAUGCCAUCUCAAUCAAGGCAGCCAGAGCCUCCAGGGAUAUCGCCAGUGAUUACAAGUACAAGGCAGGCUUCCGCAAGCAAACUGGGCACCACAUUGGAGCCCGCAGCAUCAAAGACGACCCCCUACUUCUCCUGGCUUUACACUCGGCCAAGAUCGCUAGUGACGCAGAGUACAAGAAGGAAUUUGACAAGUCCAAGACUAAGUAUAACCUGCCGGUAGACAUGCUGUCCUUUGAGUUGGCUAAGAAAAACCAGAUCCAGGUCAGCGACAUCGACUACAAACACCACCUGCACAAGUGGACGUGUCUACCAGACCAGAACGAUGUCAUCCAGGCAAAGAAAGCCUAUGAACUCCAGAGCGAUGCUGUGUAUAAGGCUGACCUGGAGUGGUUGAGGGGUGUUGGCUGGUCCACCAUGGGUUCGAUCGAUGUUGAGAAAGUUAAGAAGGCCGGAGAGAUCCUGAGCGAGAGGAAGUACCGCCAGCAUCCAAGCACCGUGAAAUUCACCAGCGUGACAGACUCCAUGGAAAUUGUCUUGGCAAAGAACAAUGCACAAACUAUGAACAAGCGCCAGUACACAGAGGCCUGGGACAAGGAUAAGACCACGAUUCACGUCAUGCCCGACACUCCAGAGAUCAUCCUCGCCAAACAGAACAAGAUCAACACCAGUGAGAAACAAUACAAACUUGCUAAUGAAGAGUCCAAGAAGAAGGGUUAUGACCUGCGUGCCGAUGCCAUCUCAAUCAAGGCAGCCAGAGCCUCCAGGGAUAUCGCCAGUGAUUACAAAUACAAGGCAGGCUUCCGCAAGCAAACCGGACACCACAUUGGAGCCCGCAGCAUCAAAGACGACCCCCUACUUCUCCUGGCUUUACACUCGGCCAAGAUCGCUAGUGACGCAGAGUACAAGAAGGAAUUUGACAAGUCCAAGACUAAGUUCAACUUGCCGGUAGACAUGAUGGCCUUUCUGCUAGCUAAGAAAAACCAGAUCCAGGUCAGCGACAUCGACUACAAACACCACCUGCACAAGUGGACGUGUCUACCAGACCAGAACGACGUCAUCCAGGCAAAGAAAGCCUAUGAACUCCAGAGCGACGCUGUCUACAAGGCGGAUAUGGAUUGGAUGAGAGGUGUUGGAUGGGUUCCAAUUGGUUCGCUGGAUGUGGUGAAAGCAAAGAAAGCUGGAGAAAUUCUCAGUGAACGCAACUAUCGUCAGCACCCAGACAAAUUCAAAUUUACCAGCCUCACUGACUCUAUCCCAAUGGUCCUGGCCAAGACCUGUGCACAGAAUAUCAACGAUCAUUUGUACCGAGAUGCUUGGGAGAAAGAUAAACGGCAUAUUCAUGUGAUGCCAGAUACACCAGAAAUUACUCUGGCGAAGAGUAACUCCAUCAACAUAAGCGAGAAACUUUACAAAAAAGGCUGGAAUGACUCUCUGAAGAAGGGUUACGAUCUACGAGCUGACGCAAUUUCAAUUAAGGCUGCCAGGGCAUCUCGAGAUAUCGCCAGUGAUUACAAGUAUAAGGCAGGCUUCCGCAAGCAAACCGGACACCACAUUGGAGCCCGCAGCAUCCAAGACGACCCCUUACUUCUCCUGGCUUUACACUCGGCCAAGAUCGCUAGUGACGCAGAGUACAAGAAGGAAUUUGACAAGUCCAAGACUAAGUAUAACCUGCCGGUAGACAUGCUGUCCUUUGAGUUGGCUAAGAAAAACCAGAUCCAGGUCAGCGACAUCGACUACAAACACCACCUGCACAAGUGGACGUGUCUGCCAGACCAGAACGACGUCAUCCAGGCAAAGAAAGCUUAUGAACUCCAGAGCGACGCUGUGUAUAAGGCUGACCUGGAGUGGUUGAGGGGUGUUGGCUGGUCCACCAUGGGUUCAAUCGAUGUUGAGAAAGUUAAGAAGGCCGGAGAGAUCCUGAGCGAGAGGAAGUACCGCCAGCAUCCAAGCACCGUGAAAUUCACCAGCGUGACAGACUCCAUGGAAAUUGUCUUGGCAAAGAACAAUGCACAAACUAUGAACAAGCGCCAGUACACAGAGGCCUGGGACAAGGAUAAGACCAUGAUUCACGUCAUGCCCGACACUCCAGAGAUCAUCCUCGCCAAACAGAACAAGAUCAACACCAGUGAGAAACAAUACAAACUUGCUAAUGAAGAGGCCAAGAAGAAGGGCUAUGACCUGCGUGCCGAUGCCAUCUCAAUCAAGGCAGCCAGAGCCUCCAGGGAUAUCGCCAGUGAUUACAAGUACAAGGAAGGCUUCCGCAAGCAAACUGGACACCACAUUGGAGCCCGCAGCAUCCAAGACGACCCCCUACUUCUCCUGGCUGUACACUCGGCCAAGAUCGCUAGUGACGCAGAGUACAAGAAGGAAUUUGACAAGUCCAAGACUAAGUUUCACCUGCCGGUAGACAUGCUGUCCUUUGAGUUGGCUAAGAAAAACCAGAUCCAGGUCAGCGACAUCGACUACAAACACCACCUGCACAAGUGGACCUGUCUGCCAGACCAGAACGACGUCAUCCAGGCAAAGAAAGCCUAUGAACUCCAGAGUGACGUUAUUUACAAGGCUGAUCUCGAAUGGAUUCGAGGCUGUGGCUGGUUGCCCAGUGGCUCUCUGGAUGUAUUGAAAGUAAAGAAGGCUCAAGAUAACCUGAGUGAAAGACAGUACCGUCAGCCUCCUAGUACUGUAAAAUUUACCAGUGCGGUCGACCUGCCUGCCAUUGUGCUGGCCAAAACCAACGCUGAACAGCUCAGUCAAUGGAAGUACAAAGAAGCUUGGGACAAGGAUAAGACCACCAUUCAUGUGAUGCCCGACACACCUGCCGUUGUUUUGUCCAAAGCUAAUGCCAUUAAUAUCAGUGAAUCAUGUUACAAAAAGGCCUGGGAUGACCAGAAGGCAAAGGGCUAUAGCAUCAAGGCAGAUGCGAUUGCAAUAACCAAGGCCAAGGCUUCCAGAGACAUUGCUAGUGAUUACAAGUACAAGGAAGGCUUCCGCAAGCAAACCGGACACCACAUUGGAGCCCGCAGCAUCCAAGACGACCCCCUACUUCUCCUGGCUGUACACUCGGCCAAGAUCGCUAGUGACGCAGAGUACAAGAAGGAAUUUGACAAGUCCAAGACUAAGUAUAACCUGCCAGUAGACAUGCUGUCCUUUGAGUUGGCUAAGAAAAACCAGAUCCAGGUCAGCGACAUCGACUACAAACACCACCUGCACAAGUGGACGUGUCUACCAGACCAGAACGACGUCAUCCAGGCAAAGAAAGCCUAUGAACUCCAGAGCGACGUGGUGUACAAGGCUGAUCUGGAAUGGCUGCGUGGGAUUGGCUGGAUGCCAGACGGCUCCCUGGAGGUCAAGAAAGUUAAGAAUGCCCAAGACCUCAUCAGUGAUAGAAACUAUCGCACCAAAGCAGACAGCACUAAGUUCACUGCAGUGACUGACAGAGUUGAUUAUGUCUCUGCUAAGCAGGCAGCUGAGAUUCUCAAUGAUACUAAGUACCGUGAGGCUUGGAACAACGAAAAGACAAAAUAUACUCUGAUUGACACACCACAGCUGGCUUCGGCACGAGAAGUAGCUAAUAAUUUUAACCAGAAAUUGUACACAGAAAAAUGGGACAAGAUUAAAGCCACAAGCUACUGUAUUCCAACAGAUGCUAUCUCUGUUGAGCAAGCCAGAAAAACACAAAACAUUCAGAGUGAGUGUAAGUACAAAGCUGACUACCUGAAGCAGAGAGGACACCAUGUGGGGUGCCGCAGCAUCCAGGAUGAUCCCAAGCUGGUGUGGUCCAUGCACGUUGCCAAAAUCGCUAGUGACGCAGAGUACAAGAAGGAAUUUGACAAGUCCAAGACUAAGUAUAACCUACCGGUAGACAUGCUGUCCUUCGAGUUGGCUAAGAAAAACCAGAUCCAGGUCAGCGACAUCGACUACAAACACCUCCUGCACCAGUGGACGUGUCUGCCAGACCAGAACGACGUCAUCCAGGCAAAGAAAGCCUAUGAACUUCAGAGCGACUACAUCUACAAAGCUGAUCUUGAAUGGAUUCGCGGGUGUGGCUGGAUCGCUAUGGAUUCGGUUGAUCAUCAGAAAGUCAGGAAAGCACAGGAGAUCCUGAACAAUAGACACUACAAGAAGGAUGCCGUAGAUAACUUUGCAAAGUUCACAAGCGUGGUUGAUCUUCCAGAAAUUGUCCUGGCCAAGAUAAAUAACGCAAAUCUGAGCGACCUGAAGUACAAGGAAUCCUUCAAUCUGGAGAAGGGUCAUUACAUUGGAGCAGCAGACACACCUCAACUGGCUCACUCCAGGGAAGCCGCCAAGAUCACCAGUGAGAAACUUUAUAAGGAACAGUGGGAUAACAGCAAGGCUACAGGCUAUCAGCUGCCUAUAGAUCACCUGCCACUUGUGAUUGCUAAAAAAACAAAGACGAUUGUCAGUGAUGUGAAAUACAAAGAGGAACAUGAAAAGGCCAAGGGGCAUUACCUGGCUGGUAAGGAUAUCAGCGAGUUCCCCAGCGUUGUCCACUCCAUGGCUGUUGAGAAGUUGAAAAGCUUGAUGGCUUACAGGAAGGCUUAUGAUGACAGCAAGACUAAGAUCCAUAUUCCUCAUGACAUGCUGAGCCACGUCAUGGCUAAGAAAUGCCAGCAGAUCCUGAGUGAGAUUGAGUACCGCACCUAUCUGCACCAGUGGACCUGCAUGCCCAACCAACACGAUGUCAUACGUGCCAGGAAGGCCAAUGAGAUCCUCAGCGAUGUGUUUUACAAGGAAGACCUCACCUGGCUGAAGGGAAUGGGAUGCUUUGUCUGGGACACCCCUGAGAUAAUUCGUGCCAAGAAGUCCUACGAACUCCAGAGUAAAAACCUCUAUAAAGCUGCUGGAAUCGCAGAGUUUAAGAACUAUACUGUUGUCACGGAUACCCCAGUGUAUGUGACUGCAGUGACAUCAGCCCAGCAUUCCAGUGACCUGAAAUACAGGGAGGCUUACCACAAGACCAAAGAACAGUACACCAGUGUUCUGGACACUGUGGAUUACACCAGAGUCAAGGGUCUGAAGACCGCUUACAGCAGUAAACUCUACACAGAUGCCUGGGACAAAAUCAAAGCUACAAGCUACAAACUGCCAUCAGAUUCCUUCUCAAUGGCCCUCGCCAAACAGCAGAAGACCAUCGGCAGCUCACUGAAGUACCGUGAGGAUUACGAGAAGUUCAAGGCUCUGUACACCUUGCCCAGGUCUGUGGAGGACGACCCCGCCACAGCGAGAUGCCUUAAAGCUGGAAAACUGGGCAUCGAUCGCCUGUACAGGGCGGAUUAUGAGAAGACCAAGGCCAAGGUGCACAUUGUCCCAGAUAUGCUGGAGAUUGUCGCUGCAAAGAACACCCAGAACAUGGUCAGUGAGAUUGACUACCGCAAGCAUUUCCAUCAGUGGAACUGCCUGCCAGACCAACAAGUCUACAUCCAUGCCCGGAAGGUCAACGAUCAGCUCAGUGAUAUUUGUUACCGAGAUGAUCUGACCUGGCUGAAGGGCAUUGGCUGUGCUGUUUAUGACACCCCUGAGAUUCUGCGUGCCAAGAACUCAUACAAUCUUCAAAGUGACGUACAAUACAAAGCUAAGGCAGCUGAUUAUAUGAGGAACAAUUACACCGUGGUUACAGACACGCCUACCUAUGUUCAAGCUGUCAUCAGUAAUAAGCAGAUGAGCGAUCUUGUCUAUCGUCAUGACUAUGUGAGCAAUGUCAAAGGCACAAUGACUUCCUGUGCCACCUCCAUGGAUUUGGAGAGAGCGCGUGAAGCUAACAAGAUCCAGAGCAGCAAUCUGUAUAAAGAAGCCAGUGUGAAAUUGAUGCCGACUGGAUACACGCUUCCUUCUGACACCCCAGCCAUCAGACAAGCAAAGCACUCCAGCGUCAUCCAGAGCAACCACAAGUACAAAGAAGCCUAUGAGCACAUAAAAGCCAAGUCCUACACUCUGCUGCCAGACAGUGUGAACUUUGUCAAUAUAAGGAAGACGAACACAGUCAUUAACCCGCGUUUAUACCGUGAAAAGUAUGAGCAUGAGAAGGACAAGAUCCAUACAACCUACGACACCCCUGAAAUCAGACAAGUCAAAGCCACUCAGAAAGCAGUCAGUGAUAUCUCCUACAAGACAAACUACCUCAACAUGAAAGGGCACCUGAUUUCUAUGCCUAUGACCCCCGAGUUGGUGCAUUGCCGCUACGUUAAUGAAAUCACCAGUGACUUGAAAUACAAAGAGGACUUGCAGUGGCUGAAGGGAAUGGGAUGCUUCCUGUAUGAUACCCCUGAAAUGGUCCGUGCCCGGGGCGUGUCUAAACUCUGGUCUGGAUAUACCACUGCAGCUAAGAAGAUGCAUGAUAAAUUCACUGUUGUGCUGGAUACUCCUGAAUACAGAACUGCAACAGAACUCAAAACACACUUGAGUCACCUGGUUUACAGAGCUGCUGGUAAUGAGAUGAAGACUAAAUACACUGCACUGCCAGACAGCAUUGACGUCCAGAGGGCCAAAAUGGGUCAACAGAUCCAGAGCCAGUACCUGUACACUGAACUGGCAACCAAGGAGAGACCUCACUUCACCUCUGAAUCUCAGACACCAGCCAUGAAACACGCCAGACAAAUGCAAGUGGUGACCAGCGAGAAUAAAUACAAGGCGCAGUAUGAAAAGAUGAAGAACAAGUACACCCCCAUCGCAGACACUCCCAUUGUGGUCAGAGCCAAGAAGGCUUAUCUCAACGCCAGUGAUCUGCGCUACAAGGAAGCCUUUGAGAAUGCAAAGGGACACUACCACAGCGUGAAAGAUGCCCUGGACAUUAUCUAUCAUCGCAAGGUCACUGAUGACAUCAGCGAAGUGAAAUACAGAGAGAAGUAUAUGAACGAGCUGGGGCUGUGGAGGUCUAUUCCCGACCGCCCCGAGAACUUCCAUCAUCGCAUGGUCAGCAACGCCGUCAGCGAUGUCAAAUACAAAGAAGACCUGACCUGGCUGAGGGGCAUUGGGUGCUACGUGUGGGACACUCCGGAAAUGGUCCUGGCCGAGCACAACAAAAGCCUCUACAGUGGGAACAAGUACCGUGCCUCAUCUGAGAAGAACAAAGCCAACUUCAAGUACACAGCCGACAACCCUCUGUAUGAAACCGCCAAACACGCAGCUCAGCUCAUCAAUCAGAAAAAGUAUAAGUCUGUGGCCAAGAAGCUGUUGCAGCAGGGUUGCAAUGAAAUUCUGCGUCCGGAUAUCCUGACUGCACUUUACAACACAAACCUGUGGAGCCAGUGGAAGUACAGGGCAGAAUAUGAGAAGGAAAAGGACAAGUACACCUCUGUAUUGGACACCCCUGAACACGCUCGCACUCAGAAAGUCAACAAGCAGAUCAGCGACAUCAUUUACAAGAUGGAACACAAUAAGACCAAGGCUAAGGGCUACACCCUGGGGCACGAUACCCCAUCGCUGCAGCACAUGAAGAAGGUGAAGGAGAGACUCAGCUUGCUGAAAUACAAGGAGGAGUAUGAGAAGAACAAGGCUCACGUCACAAUCGAUCCGGGUGCUUUUGAAAUCAAGGCUGCGAAGGAAGCUUAUGAUAAUAUCAGCAAUCUUACCUACAGGAAGAAGUAUGAAGCUACUAAAAACAAAUGGAUCUGGACCGUUGACAGGCCUGACUUUGUUCACGCUGUGAAGACAUCCUUCCAGCAGAGCGAUGUUGAGUAUAAGUAUGACAGAGAGGUGCUGAAAGGAUGCAAACUGUCUGUGACUGAUGACAAGACCAUGAUGCUGGCGAUGAAGAACAAUGAGAUGGCUAGUGAUGUGAAAUACAGAGAGAAGUAUGAGAAAGCCAGGGGCUUCUACAAGACUGUGGCAGACACUCCUCAGAUGCUCCAUGCAAAAUCUGUUGGCUCCCUGGUUUCAGAGUCUAAAUACAAACAAGCCAGUAAGAAGGAGCUACAAAUGGGAUCCUUUACCACAUUGUCUGAGACCCACGACACUGUGCGUGCCAAAGAAGCCUCCAACAUCCUUAGCCAGAAACAAUACAAGCAGAAGUUUGAGAAUGAGAAAGGCAAGUCCAACUAUGCUAACAUGCAGACUCCCCCCGAUGUGAAGCACGCAAUGGAUGUUGCAAAGAAUCAGAGUAACAUUGCCUACAAACAGGCAGCCAAGGCUCAGCUGCAUUACACCUCUGUUGCCGAUCGUCCAGAUAUUAGGAAGGCCACCCAGGCUGCUAAACUGAUCAGCGAUAUUGGGUACAGAGAUAAAGCUCGCCAAGAAGCCAGCCGCGGAGUGUCCAUGGUCGGCCGUCCAGAUAUUGAACUGGCCCAAGAGGUGUCCAAGCUGACCAGUAAGGAGGAGUCUGAAACGAAGGCAGGGCACGGAGCUGCUUCCUAUGACACCCCUCAGAUGAGACACCUUAAGAAAAUGAGUGCCCUCAUUAGUAAUGUGAAGUACAAGGAGAAGUUUGAUAAGGAGAUGAAGGGAAGGAAACCACAGUUUGACUUGAAGAACAGUAAGAAUUACCAGACUAUGAAAGAUGCGAAUAUUCUUGCUAGUGAAGUGAAGUACAAAGGGGAUCUGAAGAAGCUCCACAAGCCUGUGACUGACAUGUCUGAGUCUCUGUCGAUGCAGCAUAACCUGAGCAGUAGCAAGCUGGCCAGUGAUUACCGAUACAAGAAGGACUUUGAGGACAGUAAGGGUCACUACCACAUGGUGCCAGAUACCCUUGCACAGAUUCACCAUAAGGAGGCUACAGAACUCCAAAGUCAAGUGAAAUACAAGGAGCAACACGAGAAAGAAAGAGGCAAGGCCAUGCUGGACUUUGAGACCCCCUCCUAUAUCACUGCCAUGGAGGCACAGCAGAUGCAGAGCGAGAAAACUUAUAAGAAGGACUUUGAAGAGUCCAUGAAAGGCAGAAACCUUUCUGGCUUGGAGGACACACCAGCAUCAAUACAUGUCAGAUAUGCAACUAAAAUAGCAAGCGAGAAAGAGUACAGGAGGGAUCUAGAAGAAGGCGUCAAGGGUAGAGGGAUAACAGGGCUGGAGGAAACUCCUGAGAUGCUGAGAGCAAAGAAUGCUACUCACAUCUUGAAUGAGAGAGAAUACAAGAAGUCUCUGGAGCUGGAGAUCAAAGGAAAAGGCAUGUUGGCUUUGGCUACUGACACCCCUGACUUCAUGAGGGCCAAGAAUGCCACAGAUAUCCUCAGCCAGAGUAAGUACAAGCACACCGCGGAGGUGGACAGAUCCAACUACACCUCAGUGACUGACACCCCUGAGAUUAUCCACGCUCAGCAGGUCAAGAACAUAGUGAGCAAGAAAAAAUACAGAGAGGAGGCUGACAAGACCAUGUCUCACUAUGUGCAAGUUGUGGACACACCUGAGAUGCAGAGAGUCCGUGAGAAUCAAAAGAACUUCAGCAGUCUACAGUACCAGAGUGACCUUAAAAGCAGUAAAGGGAAAGUGUCAGUGGUAAAAGACACUCCUGAAAUGCUGCGUGUUAAAGAAAAUCAAAAGAAUUUCAGCUCGAUUUUAUACAAAGAGGAAGUGGGAACAGGAACCUCUUUAAAAGACACCCCCGAGAUGCAGAGAGUUAAGCAAACUCAGCAGGCGAUCAGCACGAUAAAGUACAAGGAAGCUGUUGGAACAGGAACAGCAAUCCCUGAUCUCCCCGAAGUGAAACGAGUAAAGGAGACUCAGAAGAACAUCAGCUCGGUGUUGUAUAAGGAGAACCAGGGGAGUGGAACCCCAGUGGAUUACACUCCAGAGAUGGAGAGAGUCAAGCGCAAUCAAGAACACAUUAGCUCGGUGUUGUAUAAGGAGAAUCUGGGGAGGGGAACCCCAAUGGAUUACACUCCAGAGAUGGAGAGAGUCAAGCGCAAUCAAGAACACAUUAGCUCGGUGUUGUAUAAGGAGAACCAGGGGAGGGGAACCCCAAUGGAUUACACUCCAGAGAUGGAGAGAGUCAAGCGCAAUCAAGAACACAUUAGCUCGGUGUUGUAUAAGGAGAAUCAGGGGAGGGGAACCCCAAUGGAUUACACUCCAGAGAUGGAGAGAGUCAAGCGCAAUCAAGAACACAUUAGCUCGGUGCUGUACUCGGACAGCUUCCGCAAACAGGUGCAGGGCAAAGCAGCCUUCUACCUGGAUACACCUGAGAUGAGGCGCGUCAAGGAGACACAGCGCAACAUCUCAGCGGUGAGGUACCACGAGGAAUUUGAGAAAAGCAAGGGCAGCUUCACCCCGGUGGUCUCUGACCCCAUCACAGAGCGCGUCAAGAAGAACACGCAGGACUUCAGUGACAUCAACUACCGCGGAAUCCAGCGGCGCGUGGUGGAAAUGGAGAGACGCAGAGCUGCUGAGCACGACCAGGAGAGCACCACAGAUCUGCGAGUAUGGCGUACCAAUCCUGGCUCAGUCUUUGACUAUGACCCAGCUGAGGAUAACAUCCAGUCAAGGAGUCUACAUAUCAUGUCUGUUCAAGCCCAGCGCCGCAGCCGGGAGCACUCCCGUUCCACUAGCGCCCUGAGCCUCAGCGCUGGGGAUGAGAAGUCCGAGGCCUCAGAGAAUGCAGAGCACCACCUCUCUCAGUACAGCAACGGAGGGUUCUACACUGUAUCUACAACAGAUUAUAAGCAAGCCAAAACCACUGAACUACCUCAGCAGAGAUCUUCCUCUGUUGCUACCCAGCAGACAACUGUGUCAUCUGUCCCCUCUCACCCAUCCACCACUGGAAGAGCUUGCCGUGCCGUGUAUGACUACACUAGCGCAGACGCUGAUGAGGUUUCCUUCAAAGACGGAGAUACCAUUGUAAACGUACAAGCAAUUGACGAAGGCUGGAUGUAUGGAACUGUGCAGAGGACUGGGAAGACAGGCAUGUUGCCAGCCAACUACGUGGAAGCAAUCUAAAACUGGCAAGAGACAAUUUGAUGGACAUAAGCCACAUCCACAUGGUACUAAAUAGGGCACUUCCACAACACUAAAAAUAAUCACUUUUUUUCCUUUGUAAAGCCCAAUCCUAGAAUCCAUUUCAUAGCAAAUACUUCAGUAAACAUACCCACUUAAGAUAUUAAAUACCAUAUUGGGCCCCUACUAGAUUUUAAAUCUGCCUUAUUCUUCCUGUGCAUGUACCUUAUGAGAUCCAUUAACAGAACCUUACCUAGAACAACUUGUGAAUGAUCUUGCUGUAAUUUAGCAUUGCAUACAUGUUUCUAACCGAUUAGCUCUAGAUCUUCCUAGACGCACUAAAACCAUUUUCAUGGUAUCCGAUGCAAACAAUAGCAACCUUGUCUUUGUUAUGUCAUCUACUGUACACCUUCAAACAAUAUGUUAAUUAUCAACAGAAUGUUUAGGAUGGGGAAAUUUGCACGAGACCAGAGAAGGGUAAAACAUGAACUUGAAGACCAUUUUAAAAUUGAAGACCAUUUUAAAAAUGAAAGUAUUAACUGGAGCCUGUACUGUGUCAAGCACUAUUUAUAUUUAAAGUCCUUUUGCUAUUCGUACAAAAAGAACGUCCAACGUCAUGUCUCCCUUCUAAAACCAGAGGUUAAGUUCCACCUAAAGUGUUUUUUUAUUCUCGAUGUCAAACCAGUUUUAAGUUAAGCGCUCCAGAGACAAACCUCUCUCUCUUCAGCCUGCUGAAUACUUGUGACUAGUGCAUGUGUGUUUUGUUUCUGCCUGUUAUCUAAGUCUGGCUGUGUUCCUUGUAAGAGUGAAUAAUAAAGUACAUCGUGUUUCUGCA
Molecule: messenger RNA, 20187 nt
Organism: Polyodon spathula (Mississippi paddlefish)
Lineage: Eukaryota; Metazoa; Chordata; Actinopteri; Acipenseriformes; Polyodontidae
Product: nebulin-like
Exons: 141
Coding region: 225-19355 (6376 amino acids)
Biological process (GO): cardiac muscle thin filament assembly
Cellular component (GO): Z disc
Molecular function (GO): actin filament binding
Source: RefSeq, a predicted model, not a curated record